GGGGAAUGGUAGGCUUGGUGUGGGCAAGAGUUAAAAGAUGAGCGUAAGUACCAGUACCACUAGGACUGCGCGCAGCCGUGACAUGCAUUCGAUUCAGGAGAGGCCGGGGGCGAAGGAGGCGGAUGGGGUGGGUCGCCGACAGGCGCCAAAACGCAAUGCUGAUAAAAUCUUCCUCCUCGUCGGCGGUCGGAAGGAUUGGGAUGCCUUGACGGGGUUAAGGUUUUCCUGUCCUGGGCCUUCCCAAGUUUCUCCUCCUUUUUCCGUCCGGAUUUCGUUUUGCGGUGGAGUGGGCGAGGAGUAGAUAAACCAAAGUAACCGCCGGUGGAUGGAUGGUUCGAGAGAUAGAGUUGGUAGCGCUUCUCAAUUCUCCUACUUAGCUAGUACUCCGUACUCCAUACUCCAUGGGCCUCUUAGUGAUAAAAGAUGGGUGUGGCCGACCCCGUCGGGGCCCGGCUAAAGCAUCGCAGGCCGCCGCCUGAGACACCGGACUAUGUUGGGACGUCGGCGGCAGACACGAGCGCCAUCACCAGACAGGGGUGCCUGCGCGCCCAACGUAUUGAUCGUCAUGCACCUGAAAUUAUACAGGAGUGAAUAAUAGGCGAUCGGCUGGCUGAAAGGAGCUGACCCAGGACGAGUAGUGGAUGCAUCAUACCAUCCUGAUUCCAUCGAUGCCAUUUCUCCCUAUUCCGUGUCUCUUCGACUCUUCCUUACCUAUCUCGUACGAACUCC
This is a messenger RNA of Aspergillus sclerotioniger CBS 115572, 729 nucleotides long. RefSeq lists its product as uncharacterized. The transcript has a single exon. NCBI's taxonomy places the organism in Eukaryota, Fungi, Ascomycota, Eurotiomycetes, Eurotiales, Aspergillaceae. The coding region runs from base 424 to 591 and encodes 55 amino acids. The record is from RefSeq and is a predicted model, not a curated record.